CUUGCCCUAAUUAAGCUUCCUUUGGCAGAUAACGCGAUUUUCUUGUGAAAACAAGCUCCUUUAAGUCACCAGAAAAGGCGGCUGAUCCUUCGGAGGCAGACUCCUCCUCGGGGCACAAGCCGUGUAGCUUCAUCAUAUUAAGGGAACUAAAGUGUUGAAACUUGGCCUCACUCGUUUGAGUUCAUCUGCUUGGGACUGCAUGCUUUUAGGUCACUCCAUUGUUCAUUUUAAUUCAUAGUAUGGCUUUUUGUAUUUAAGGGUUUUAGUUCUGAAGUUGAAGAUUUUCAGGUUCCUGUUUUGUUUGGUAUGGUUUGGUUUACACAUUUGUAGCUAGUGGAAUCUUCUGUGGCUAGACAGAUACAAAUCCAUUGUUUACCUGUCUUUUUUAAGAAGAAAAGCUAUAAACCCUCUUCUGUAAACUUGCUUUCUUGAAUUUGUGUGUGUCUCCAAAUUACAAGAUCUUGUUUGAAAGUGAAGAAAUGGAAGAGAGAAACGAGAACGAUAAAACGGAUGAAGUUAUGCUGCCGGGGUUCAGAUUUCAUCCCACUGAUGAGGAAUUAGUAGGGUUUUAUCUAAGAAGGAAGAUCCAGCAGAAACCUCUCUCCAUUGAACUCAUCAAGCAACUUGAUAUCUACAAAUACGAUCCAUGGGAUCUUCCAAAGUUGGCAACUACUGGAGAAAAAGAAUGGUAUUUCUAUUGUCCGAGGGACAGAAAAUAUAGAAACAGUGCACGGCCCAACCGAGUAACGGGAGCUGGAUUUUGGAAGGCCACAGGUACCGACCGGCCUAUCUACUCCUCUCAAGGUUCAAAAUGCAUUGGCCUGAAGAAAUCCCUUGUUUUCUACAAAGGUAGAGCAGCAAAAGGAAUUAAAACCGACUGGAUGAUGCAUGAGUUUCGACUACCCUCAGUUUCUGACUCAGUUUCACCUAAGAAAUACUUGGAUAAAAACAUUCCAGCAAAUGAAGCAUGGGCGAUAUGUAGGAUUUUCAAGAAAGCUAACUCGAGCACACAAAGGGCUCUUUCUCAUUCUUGGAUUUCUCCAGUGUUUGACACAACUAUAUCUGAUAUGACAAUGAACCCUCCUCCAGCUAACAACAUUCAGUUCAGUUCUAGCAGUUUAACAAUGUCGAACAAGACAAAUUCACUCGUUUUCUGCAACGAUAUUGAGUCAUCAAUUGCGAGUUUCUCUCCCAUUCAUUUCUCAGCCUGCAAACCAGCUUAUCAGAUGGGAAAUAAACCUUGUCAAAUGCCUUCAGAUGGAGUUAACCUAACCACAAGCUCCACAAUUUCAUCCACUGAGAUGUCGCGCCUACCAGCUCAAAACUGUGCCAUUAAUGAUGCUUCCUCUUUGUUGCUAGACAUGCCAUCAAAUUCCAUCUUUGGAGAAUUUGUAAAGGGCACAGAGAACGUCGAUUUUGGCACGUUUCACGAGCAGUGCAAUGAAUUCUCAGCCACGGUGGCUGAGAAUUUGCGACAAAAUCUUUGCCAUGGAGAGGAGGCAGUGCUGGUGAAGGACCAGAAUGUGGAGCAUUUAGAUGAUCAGUGGGGGACAAUAAGGUCAGUCGGAUAUCCUUAUAGUUACCCGUUGAGCUUGCCUGAUGCAUGGAAGUCGAAUUUGCUGUGGGAUUCUUCACCUUGUCCUAGUGAACUAUCCACUAGUUAUUCUACUAACAAGUGCUAUACUUGAGUACUAGAGGGCACUCUAAUUUUAGUUCAACAUUCAAGUUUUGUACGGUCUAGUGUCUUUCUUUCUUCCUUUCUUAAUAUUAAUGUCACACUAGUAUUUUGGUAAGAUGUGAUCAGAUUGUACUGUAGAAGUUAAAUCACUUGAAAUACUUUUAAGUUUAUC
Molecule: messenger RNA, 1850 nt
Organism: Sesamum indicum (sesame)
Lineage: Eukaryota; Viridiplantae; Streptophyta; Magnoliopsida; Lamiales; Pedaliaceae
Product: protein FEZ-like
Biological process (GO): regulation of DNA-templated transcription
Molecular function (GO): DNA binding
Source: RefSeq, a predicted model, not a curated record